Coccomyxa subellipsoidea C-169 is the source of this 3204-nucleotide messenger RNA. RefSeq lists its product as hypothetical. Gene Ontology annotation, cellular component: chloroplast. The record is from RefSeq and is a predicted model, not a curated record. The transcript is spliced from 11 exons. Bases 85 to 2187 code for a protein of 700 amino acids. Lineage: Eukaryota; Viridiplantae; Chlorophyta; Trebouxiophyceae; Coccomyxaceae. Gene Ontology annotation, biological process: guanosine tetraphosphate metabolic process.
CAAAGUCACACUUGCCUGUAGAAACCAGCGUCGAAAGAGCAGAAAGGAGGAAGAAGAAGUGUAGACGGGACUGGUCUGGCCAGCAUGGCCCCGCACUUGGCAGGAACAUCUCCCGCGUCGCGGAGCGCAACGCCCACCCCACCCCUUGCCAGGAACAGCUCAAACGCUGCUGCAGGCCCGAGGCGCAGCAGUAUAGUCCCCUUUACUCGCCCGACCCCCAGCGGAGCAUCGGAUGAUGGUAAUGCGGGCAGUUAUAAGUCUAGCGAGGAUGCCCUCCAGCGCAUAAGCCACAGCCUGCAGCAGAGGAGGACGAGCUCAUCGGCGUCUCAGGGCCUCGAAAGCACAUCGCUUGGCGACUACAGCACAUCGUUGACGGGCCUCAGGCGCCCGGAACCCCGGAAGAGCGGCCAAUUCGCCCGGGGGAGUGGUUUUGUGCGAAAAGAGGGAUUCCAGACAGAGCAGUUGGUGGGGAAGGAGGUGGAGGGGCAGCGGGUCUCACCGCGACCUCCGGUGUCCCCACAUGGUCUCUUGAGCAGGCAGUUUAGCUCGGACAGCUUGCAGCCCGCUGUUGAGCAGCAGAAACCUUCAUCAGAGGCUUUAAAGGAGCGUCUACAGAAGUGCUACGAGAAAUCACCACCGGCUUUGGGGGAUUCGCUGGAAGGAGACCCGGGGCUUUUGUUGCGAACUUUGCAGGUGCGCUGCGCCGAAGUGGCUCGCACUCUGGCUGACCUGGAGGCCAGUGAGGAGUGCAUAGCUGCUGCGCUGCUGCACAGCGUGCUCGACAGCAGCAUGCUGACAGAGGAGAAGUUGCGGAUGUCAAUGUGCGCAGAGGUGGCAGACACGAUGCACAAGGCGCUGGUGGAGGCACAGGGUGGCAUCAGCGGCGAGCUGCAUGCGUCCUUCCAGGGCAUGCUGCUCGCCAUGCAGGACGUGCCAGCGGUCCUCAUUGUGCUAGCCGACAGCUUGCAGGCAAUGCGCGCAAAGCCGACUGCUGCAGCGGCGGCGGAGGCUAUGGGCGUGUUUGCGCCACUGGCCAACCGCCUGGGAGUCUGGUCCAUCAAGGCAGAUCUGGAGGAUCUUGCUUUCAUGGUUCUGCACCCACUGGAGCAUGCAGAGCUGCAGGCGAAGUGCGAGGAGAGCCUGCAGCGUGGGAGUAUUGAGGCUAACCUUGACCAGCUGAAGGGACGUCUUGCCCAGACUGGCAUCCGGGGUGAUCUGAGCGGGCGGCCCAAGAACCUGUGGGGCGUGUACCGUAAGAUGUGCGCGAAGGGCUAUGGGCUGGACCAAGUCUAUGAUGUCCGCGCACUGCGCGUCGUCGUGGACACCAAGUCAGACUGCUACGAGGUCUUGCGUGAGGUGCACCGGCUGUGGACGCCGGUUGAGGGGCGCUUCAAAGAUUACAUUCGCCACAAGAAGGAUAAUGGGUACCAGUCGCUGCACACUGUAGUGCUGGGCUCCGACGGCGUGCCUAUGGAAGUCCAGAUCCGCACCCAGAAGAUGCACUGGAUUGCAGAGUACGGCGUUGCUGCCCACUGGCGCUACAAGGAGUCUGCUGCGCGCGAUGACGCUGCGCAGGAACGCCAUGUGGCAUGGUUCCGCUACCUCAUCAGCUUCCAGAUGGAGCUGGCGGACAAGAAGUGCCGGCCAAGCGGCAGUCCUCCGCGCGACUCAGGCUUUGCCGCCCUGCAGUCGCGCAUCUGCGCCUUCCCCAACCACGAAGCUGACUGCAAGUUUGCACAGUACUUCCGCAGGCAGCACCUGGCGCCCCAGCAUCCGUCCACCGCACUCGCAUCAGCAACCCCGCUGUAUGUUGUCGUGGCCGACGGUCGAUCACAGCGUGCGGCGAGCGCGGCAGCAGUGCGCAUUGAGCAGCUGCCCAGCGGCUGCACCACGGGUGACCUGGCCAAGCGCCUCACCGACGGCCACUCAUCAGAGGGCUCACACUUGCGCAUGCUGGUGAACAACAAGGAGGUGGCAGGGUGGCACCAGGUGCUGGAGCAGUGCGACCGCGUGGAGGUGUUUGAGAGCGCCUGGAGCGAAGCUGACCCGCUGGGCCUCGGCCUGGCGUCAGACCACGACCUCAACCACAGCCGCCAGCUGCUGCAGCGCAUGUUCUCGCGAUCAGGCUCUCUGCCUGCCGACAUCGCCGCGCUGGGCUACCAGGCCGGGCAGCCCAUUGCGAACUGAGCACCCUUGCCGCGAGGCCAGCACUGAUCAUUUUGCCGGCAGCUUUUGGGGUUGAGGGCCCCAGUGCUGGACGGCCAGCUGUGUUAGUUGAAAAAUUUGUUGUAUGUGGCAGUCCCCAGAUUGUGAGCCACAAGAUUGUAUCAUAGCAUAUUAGUAGGUGGUGCACAGCACCUGCACCUUCCACCGGCAGCCUGUAUCCUAUUGAGCAGCCAAGUGGCGCUGUAGCAUCAUGUAUAUCUUAUACCGCGCACUCACUCGAUGUACCUGCUGCUGCUUGUAUGUUAGAUAAUUUCGUACUGUACACUUGUGGUUGCCCUGACCUGAUUUAGUGGCUGCUAGAUAGGAGAAGCCCUGUAUGACUUUCAAUACAUGUCUGGAUGAGCAAGUUGUCUGCUUUAUCGUUCUUGGCAAAUUCAAAGUUUAAUGGUGACUUGAGUGAUGAUGAUCAGUUCCUCUGAUUGCAAGGACGGUGUGGCAGCAGCAGCAGUAAAAAAGUAUUCGUGGCCCUUCGAGCUGCUCAGUGCUGCUGGGCAGGCUCUUGGCCAGGUUGGCGCGGUUGCACUGAUGUUUACUGGUGGAGGAAUUUUGGUCUUGCCCAUAUUGAGGCUUGCAAAUAAAUUAGGACCUCUGAAAGCUGAAGCGAUCAGGGAGAAUAUCCUGUUGCUCUAGGGUCGUCCAGGCCUGGCUGUGGUGCAAUCCAAUGAUGUACGGUAUCUGCUGUGAUUUGUUGGCGACACCACUGUAGUUGUGGUCUGUGAAUUGUCUCUGCAAUGUGUAAUCUGUGUUUGCUGUGUACAAUCAGUCAAAGGUCUAGGCAGGUUGUCGUGUAGCUACUUGUAGUGCUAUCAAUGAGAAGAAUAUUUUCGCAUGUCUGAGUCACUUCUUGACAAUGUUGACCAUCCGUGAAGUGUCAUGCUGGUCUCUAACUUUGCAGUGUCUUGCAAGCCAAGUGGCACAAUUCUGCAGCUCGACACGUGAAUAGCGGUUGAUUGCAUUGUAAGGAUCGGUCUGGAUCGG